UAAUGGAUACCACAGACACAUCAGCAAUCCAACAUAGGAAAUGUAAAGGCAUGCUGUGCUUGUGUCUCUAGCCACCAACCACAGUGACUUGGAGACUGACAGCUUCUUAAACAUGGUCAAUUCCUUUGUGUUUAAGAUCAGGAAAGAGCUAGAGAUCACUGGCAAGGAUAUAUGAAAUAUUUUCUCUGGUCAGACAUCAUGAGGAUGGCUAUAUUCAUCCAGCAAGUCCAGGACAUGAACAAUGAUGAUGCCUAACGAAUUUAUGAAAUCUAUUGCCAAGCAUCUCAAUGUGGUAGUGUCCACUAGAAGACGUGUUGUGCAUGAGGACGUCGUGUACAAGUUCAAUAUGAUGAGGAGAGAGCAGUUUAUGUCUGGCAAAACCUAGGAGACCCAUGUAAUCUGAUUGAAGUACUUGCUGGACAAGCUCAAACCAAGAAACCAGUCAUUCCUUGGUUUUUCUUUAACAAACGUUGACCAGGACUAGAAGCUGUACAGGGGAAAAUGACAGCACCUCCAGAACAGUCAUCUUCGUCAGCGGAGACAAAUACUAAAGAAGAAAAGAAUGAAAUGUCCUCAUCAACAGAGAAUAACACAAAAGAAGAAAAUAGUGAAGAAAAGUCCUCGUCAGCCAGUGUGAAAAGCACAAAUCCAUCACAGAAAUGUAAUGAACUGAAAGGAGACAAGGUGGCCAAAUCAGCCCUCACGGACAGUUUACCUUCAACACCAAGUGUUCCGCAUAAAGUGCCAUUUGCAUUAAAAAAUAAAAUGAAUAUGGACACUUCCACCACUCAACAGAGUGAAGAAAAUGAAUCACUGAUUGUACAUGUUGAUGAUACACAGAACGAUUUAGAUGCUGAUCUUGUGGCAUCGAAGGACAAAGUGCGUGGCAAAACUGAAGUGAAGAAAACAGAUGGAAGCAAAGUUGAAGAAAGGGCUAAAGGUAAAACAGAAGGAGGGCAAACUGAGAAGAAGGCUGAUGAAAAGAAAGAUGAUAAAGAUGUAAAGUCGAAGAGUUCUUCAGCUUCUAAACCCAAAGUUAUCAAAAGUAUCAAGGGCAAUGACCAAAACAGUCGGAAUCUGUGGGUCAGUGGUCUUGCCACAAGCACCCGUGCUACAGACCUUAAAGUGCUUUUUACCAAAUAUGGCAAGGUUGUUGGUGCCAAAGUAGUGACAAAUGCACGGAGCCCUGGUGCUCGAUGUUAUGGUUUUGUAACUAUGUCUUCUUCACAUGAAGCUUCUAAAUGUAUUCAGCAUUUGAAUCAGACUGAACUGCAUGGCCGUAUGAUAUCCGUUGAAAGGGCUAGAAAAGAACCUUCAACUCAGACUAAAGCACCAGAAAUCAAGUCAGGAGAAAAGAAAGUAGAAAAGGCUGAGGUGAAGAAAGAUGACAAAUCUCAUGCAACUGCACCGAAUAAGAGUGCAGCUGAAGCAGCUACAAAAGAAGGCUCUGAGAAAAGUGCAGAGCCUGCAGCAGGCUCCAAAGAGAAAGCUCCCAGUACAACAAAACCUAAACCACGAGGGUCCAGUGCGUCUUCUGCCAAGAAAGAUAUUUUAUCAUUUGAUCAAAUAAAAAAGGAAAGAGAGCGACAGCGUUUACGUCAGAGACAAAGGAGUCGUAGGGAACAGGAGAGGCGUCGGUUGAAAAAACUUGACAUGGCCCGGAUGCUUCAGCAGAAUGUGGAACGGGAACAGAAGGAGGAAGUGAAAAGAUUGGGAAAAGUUAGAGAACAGAUAAGGUUAGAGAAAAUGAAAUUGGAAAAAAUGAAACUGGAAAAAGAGAAACUAUUAAGAUACAGAAUGGAAAAAGAACUUCUUGAAAUAGAAAGACGUAAUGUAGAGAUGCGUUCUGCUGAGAUGUUGCGGUUGGAGAGAAUGAAACUGGAGAAAAUGAAGCUGGAGAAAGAGAAACUAUUAAGAUACAGAAUGGAAAAAGAACUUUUUGAAAUGGAAAGGCGUGAUGUAGAGAUGCAUUCAGCUGAGAUGUUGCGGUUUGAUGAAAUGAGACAUCCUUCAAAAAGAUCUCAUGAUCGAAGUAGCCUACGUGAUGAUGACCUCUGGGAUGAACGUAAACGGUCCAGGAUGAGUAGUUCCGGUAACCCCUCUAGAUUUGAACUUCCUUUCCGGAAUGAAUCACGGAUGCCUUUUGAGUUAAGAAGAGAUAUGGGACCAAGUGGGGAUCCUGAUAGAAGAUAUGUUGGUCCCGAUCGAGGACGUGAUCACGACCGACGAAAUAUAUCAGCUCAUGAUAGAUUGGGAAGAGUGAGAAAUUCUUUUGGCGGUGGACCUGACCAGAGACCUCCUUGGGGUUCUGGCAGUGUAGAUAGGAAAAUGGACAACUGGUCUCACAUGCAUGGAGACAUGGACCAACCGAAUGAACCGUGGUUUGGUAACCCUAUGGACAAAACAGGUCGUGAUGCCAGUGGGGCAUUUGUUGACAAUAAUAGACCCGGUAACAGUGGUGGGGUGGGGCAGAACUUGGGACCUAAUAACAUGUUUGGCAACUCACAGUCGCGUGGUGGGAUCAUGAUGGUUACACACGAGGGUGGUAGUGGGGGUGGUAUAUGAGUGGAUGUAUGCAAGAGCCUAGUUUUGAUGUCUACAACAUUGUGGGGGUCUAUGUGAAACCCAAACUGAGGAUUAAGGUGUGAGAGUCAUGUUGAGGUGUUCGAUUUUGGAGUGGCAGAUGGAAUCCGAUAGAUAAUAAAAUCCUGCCCUACAACUGUGUAUCAUCCACAUCCUGCAUUCCAUUUGUCACUUAGUGUUUGGUUCUUGGGACGUUCAGUCAUAUUUUUCUCCUUCAUACUUUCACACACACAGACUGCCAUCUCCCUAUCUCCACUCUACUCCCUCUAACAUUACUGUCUUAAUAUAUUUAUUUCCUUCAUAUUUGUUGCUAAUAUUUUAUUAGUUAUUACUGACACACACACUUCCCACAGUUGAUAUAUUUUAAUGGAAGAGGAGGGUGGGGUGGAGCCAAGAUAGAUUGUAUUUACUAAAGAGGGGGGGGAGGAAGAAGAGCAACCACAGAAUGUAAUAAAGAAGCGAGAGAGACCACAUAGAAUGUAAUAUAUGAAGAAAUAAAUUUUAUUCACUGUAAACCACUCACAAAGUA
Messenger RNA from Octopus bimaculoides (California two-spot octopus), 3112 nucleotides. RefSeq lists its product as uncharacterized. The record is from RefSeq and is a predicted model, not a curated record. Gene Ontology annotation, cellular component: nucleus. NCBI's taxonomy places the organism in Eukaryota, Metazoa, Mollusca, Cephalopoda, Octopoda, Octopodidae. Gene Ontology annotation, molecular function: RNA binding; sequence-specific DNA binding. Gene Ontology annotation, biological process: regulation of transcription by RNA polymerase II; regulation of mRNA processing.